AUGGGUUCUCAAACUUGGAACCUCCCCGCACCAGUCGACGACCCGGACUCCAUGCUGUCCCGCAAGUUCGGGCGGGAGACCGUCAACUACUUCGCCGGCAGUGUCCUCAACCGCGUCGGCUGGCUGCGUACCGACCACGCCUUUAUCCGGUCCGCCUUCCAGUCAAAGGACACAAAGUUCAUGCUCCUCAAGGACCUCAGCCCCCUCACCAGCGCUCCGACGAGAGUGCAGUUCGUCUCGUACGACGACGUCAAGCCCCUCACUACCGAGGACCCGUUCGGGCCGUCCGAGGAGGAUCUGAUCAAGAACUUCGACUCGACGGUCACGAAGCCGCUCAUCAUCUUCCUGGGUCUCGAGGAGAGUGCAAAGGUGCCGUUCGAGUACAAGGGCCUCAAGGGACGGCCGUGGUUCGCUGUUGACGUGACGCCCAAGGGCUCCUACGCCGAUGCCGCCAACCAGCUCAUCAAGGCUCAGUCAAGCAAGGGGUACAAGUUCCUCGAGGGAAUGAGGCCGAUGACGCUCGAGCCGGAUCAUGCUGGCAUCUACGCCCAGGCCCGUUCCAUCGCAGACUGGAACACGCGCAACAAGUUCUGCGCCGGGUGCGGGCAGCCGUCCCUGUCGGGUAACACGGGCUACAAGCGCCUGUGCCCGACCACCGACCUCGCCGGCUCCGACACGCCCCGCGAGCGGGCCGAGUGCGCCACGCGCAAGGGCGUCUCCAACAUCAGCUUCCCGCGUACGGACCCGACCAUGAUCGCCGCUGUCAUCUCCUCGGACGGCACCAAGGUGCUCCUGGGCCGGAACAAGCGGUACCCGCCUAACUGGUACAGCACGCUGGCCGGCUUCAUCGAGCCGGGCGAGUCCAUCGAGGAGUCCGUCCGGCGUGAGGUGCUCGAGGAGGCCGGCGUGCGCGUGGGCCGGGUGGUGAUUCACUCGAGCCAGCCGUGGCCGUACCCGGCGAGCUUGAUGAUUGGGGCCAUCGCGCAGGCGCUACCCGACGGCGAGACGAUUGAUCUCGGCAACGACCCGGAGCUCGAGGACGCGCAGUGGUUCCCGCUCGAGACGGUGCGGGACGCGCUCAAGUUUGGGGUGAGCGGGCUCGGUGAGCCUGCGCCGGAGGGGUAUAAGGAGGGUGGGCUGAGGUUGCCUCCCCCGGCGGCUAUCGCGAACCGGUUGAUGACUGCUGUUGUCGAGGGUUAUGCGACUGCCGCGCCAAAGAUGUGAGAGCGGUGAUGAUGAAGCUGCUCCUGGGGAUUGGGCUCGCAAACGUGUUUAGACACUAUGAUAGAUAUGAAUGAAUAGACUCGCCCGUAUGUUUGCAACUUUCCUGGAUUUCAAGUCAGGAGAGUUGACUAUGAGCUUAGCGUUAGUAGCACUCUGGUGCUGAGUGAGUGAGUGACUUCAUAAACGUGAUAGACGUAAGGUAUUCGUAGAUGCACAAGAGUGGCAAGAGGGGGGUUGUUGUCUUCAG
Molecule: messenger RNA, 1471 nt
Organism: Colletotrichum acutatum
Lineage: Eukaryota; Fungi; Ascomycota; Sordariomycetes; Glomerellales; Glomerellaceae
Product: NUDIX domain-containing protein
Exons: 2
Coding region: 1-1224 (407 amino acids)
Biological process (GO): NAD+ catabolic process; NADP+ catabolic process
Cellular component (GO): peroxisome; cytosol
Molecular function (GO): NADH pyrophosphatase activity
Source: RefSeq, a predicted model, not a curated record